Molecule: messenger RNA, 382 nt
Organism: Amoebophrya sp. A120
Lineage: Eukaryota; Dinophyceae; Syndiniales; Amoebophryaceae
Source: the annotation of a GenBank genome assembly
AUGAAUAUGUAUCCGAAACAAGAAGAAAUCUGUCAUUGGCAGUCCCGUAGAAUGGGCGGGCUUCCGCCAUGCAGUACUGAUUUUUUCAUCACGUAUUUGCUUUUGUAUCCCUUUGUGAGUGACCUGCUUUUACUAGAUGUCUCCCAAGGAGAUGCUGUUGUGAAAGAAACAUGGAUGUAUCAAGCGAAAACGGCGAAGAAGAGAAAAUCUGCAGCUCAUAGCUCACCAAUUCCGGUACAUCAACCGAAGAAGAUGUUGUAGUAGAUUUGACUUUUAUAAUACUUCUCGACUACCCCGUGAAGUGGAUGUUCGUCCUGAAGUUAUAGUCAACUUGAUGAAGUGUCCUGUGUCUGUGAUGCAUAGUUCUACUACAUCAGUGUUU